Molecule: messenger RNA, 3258 nt
Organism: Oncorhynchus masou masou (cherry salmon)
Lineage: Eukaryota; Metazoa; Chordata; Actinopteri; Salmoniformes; Salmonidae
Exons: 6
Coding region: 74-928 (284 amino acids)
Source: RefSeq, a predicted model, not a curated record
AUAGGAAGUUGACGCUAUAAGUAAGACGCUAUGUCAGAGACGAACAGGGUCCAUUUUAAAAGUCCUGUUGAAGAUGAUAUGUGUCGAACCUUUAGUUCUCUCUCUCCUAACAGUCUUAUCAGUGGUGAUGGGAGAUACCAUUGGCUACCUGGGAGAGUCUGUCACCUUAUCCUCUGGAGCCAAUCCAUCCUGGCACAUCACCAAGAUAACGUGGUCCAUAUACAACAACGACACCUGGAUCGCAACAUUCAGGAGCAGAAAUAGCAACACAGAAUGGUUCGGGAAGUUUAAGAGUCGACUGAGUCUCAACACCUCGUCUGGUGACUUGGAGAUCAGAGAUGUUCAGAGAGGGGAUGAACUGGUUUACUCUGUUCUCCUCACACACAGUCAGGGGGAGCAGCAGAUCAGUAAGGUAUUGCUCACUGUGACAGAGCGUCUCGUUGAGCCUAGUGUUCAAAAGGUCUUCAGCGUUUUGAAGGACGGACACUGUGUGAUGGCUCUUCAGUGCUCCUCAUCGGUGAAGGACACCAGAUUUUCUUGGGAGCCAGAAGCUUCGUUUGAUGGCUCCUUCUGGGGGGGGAGUCCCAACGCCAACGUCUCUGUAGUCUGGACAUCUUACAGCCCCAACAGAAAUGUCAUCUUCAUCUGUACUGCCAGCAACGGGCUCACUAACGCCUCUAAGGUUGUGAGGGAGAUAUGCCAAGAUGAACAGCCAAAGCCUGACGUGGUGGUGGAGGGGGAGAACCGCGUCCCCGGGAUCAUAAAAUUGCUCUUAGGAUUUCUGUUUGGAUGUCUUUUAACGUAUAUUUUCAGAGAGUCCCUCACAUGCUUAUCAAUCAGGUUCAACAAGAGUCGAAGCAUCAACAAGUUGUGUCCUACACUUUCGGGAGUUGAAAAAAACUCCAGCCUACCUAUAGAGAGGAGCUGAACAUCGGAGCUGUCAAACCAAAACUCCAGCCUACCUAUAGAGAGGAGUUGAACAUCGAAGCCGUCAAACCAAAACUCCAGCCUCUGUCACAUGAUCUCAGUAUAUGCAACUUUUCAGGAAAGUUAGGAACCAAUAUGCAAAGGCAGUUAGGAAAGCAAAGGCUAGCUUUUUCAGACUUUUUUUGCAUCCUGUAGUAUAAACUCCAAAAAGUUCUGGGACACUGUAAAGUCCAUGGAGAAUAAGAGCACCUCCUCCCUGCUGCCCACUGCACUGAGGCUAGGAAACACUGUCACCACCGACCGAUAAAUCUACGAUAAUCGAGAAUUUCAAGAAGCAUUUACGGCUGGCUCCAGGUUAUCUAUACGUCUUUGCUAGGUAAAUCCCCGCCUUAUCUCAGCUCACUGGUCACAAUAGCAGCACCCACCCGUAGCACACGCUCCAGCAGGUAUAUUUCACUGGUCACCCUCAAAGCCAACUCCUGCUUUGGCCGCCUUUCCUUCCAGUUCUCUGCUGCCAAUGACUGGAACAAAUUGCAAAAAUCCCUGAAGUUGGAGACUCAUAUCUCCCUCACUAACUUUAAGCAUCAGCUGUCAGAGCAGCUUACAGAUCAUUGCACCUGUACAUAUCCCAUCUGUAAAUAGCCCACCCAACUACCUCAUCCCCAUAUUGUUAUUUUUUCGUUGUUGCUUCAUUGUACAUCAGUAUUUCUACUUGCACAUUCAUCUUCUACUCAUCUAUCACUCCAGUGUUUAAUUGCUAAAUUGUAAUUAUUUUGCCACUGUGGCCUAUAUAUUGUCUCACCUCCCUAAUCUUACUUCAUUUGCACACUAUUGUGUUAUUGACUGUACAUUUGUUUAUUCCAUGUGGAAUUCUGUGUUGUUUCUGUCGCACUGUUUUGCUUUAUCAUGGCCAGGUCUCAGUUGUAAAUGAGAACUUGUUCUCAACUGGCCUACCUGGUUAAAAAAGGUGAAAUAAGGUGAAACAUUUAUAAAAUUAAAUAUACACCUGUUCUGAAAGGCCCCAGAGUCUGCAACACCACUAAGCAAGGGGCACCACCAAGCAAGCGACACCAUGAAGACCAAGGAACUCUCCAAACAGGUCAGAGACAAGUACAGAUCAGGGUUGGGUUAUAAAAAAAUAUCAGAAACUUUGAACAUCACGCGGAGCACCAUUAAAUCCAUUAUUAAAAAAUGGAAAGAAUAUGGGACCACAAUAAACUUGCCAGAGAGUACCACUCACCAAAACUCACAGACUAUGCAAGGAGGACAUUAAUCAGGAAAGCAAAGGCUAGCUUUUUCAAACAGAAAUUUGCAUCCUGUAGCACAAACUCCAAAAAAGGGAGACACCCCAAACAUAUGGAAGAAGGUACUCUGGUCUGAUGAGACUAAAAUUGAGAUUUUUGAAGUGUGAAGCAUGGUGGUGGCAGCAUCAUGCUGUGGGGAUGUUUUUCAUCGGCAGGGACUGGGAAACUGGUCAGAAUUGAAGGAAUGAUGGAUGGUGCAAAGUACAGGGAAAUUCCUGAGGGAAACAUGUUUCAGUGUUCCAGAGAUUUGAGACUGGUACGGAGGUUCACCUUCCAGCAGGACAAUUACCCUAAGCACACUGCUAAAGCAACACUUGAGUGGUGUAAGGGGAAACAUUUUAAUGUCUUGGAAUGGCCUAGUCAAAGCCCAGACCUCAAACCAAUUGAGAAUCUGUGGUAUGACUUAAAGAUUGUUGUACAUCAGCGGAACCCAUCCAACUUGUAGGAGCUAUCCCAGUGGCUCGAUGUGCCAAGCUUAUAGAGACCUACCCCAAGAGACUUGCUGCAAAAGGUGGCUCUACAAAGUAUUAUUGUUUCUCAAUAAAAAAUAUUUUGCAUAUUCAAAGUGGUAGGCAUGUUGUGUAAAUCAAAUGAUACAAACCCCCCCAAAAAAUACAUUUUAAUUCCAGGUUGUAAGGCAACAAAAUAGGAAAAAUGCCAAGGGGGUGAAUCCUUUCGCAAGCCACUGUAUGCUCCCCCACUCAAGCUACUGCCUACCCAUGCUACCCCAAUGCCUUAUCAUCUGAAGCUGUUGAAGCCAAUCAGUUUUUUACAGUGACUUCUUAAAUGGAAGUGCUAUAUAUAAUACAUAUAUUAUUAUUAUUAUUAUUCACACACCUGAAAAUGUAUUUUUAUUUCUGUUGUAAUUAAUGUUUUUCUAUCACUUGAAGGUAGCUUUUCUCAAAUACUGCACUUUUUUCUUUACUGUGAAUCAGUAUAUGAUCUAUGCGUUAUGAUUUCUACAAACCGUUGUAUUUAUUAGGAUGUUCUCUCCCUUUUCUCAAUAUGUAAAGAUGGUAUUAUUGUA